CGCUCCCGACUAAGGUAGUCGCUGUUAAUCUAUGGUUACUGUUGUUCGUUAUUGAUUGAUAAAAAUUUAGGUGAGAAAUUUACCACAUUCGAAUAAUUCGUUUUACUGGAUAACCGGACGUUUUGGGGCCCUUACACCUUGCAAGCGAGACACACGUAACGGGACCCCGCUAUGAAUCGGGACAUCGUCGGCCAGGAGUCGCAAAUAAAGGAGUCGCUGUUCGGCUUCGUCAAGUCGCACAUACCGGACGCCGACUUGAAUUUAAUCGACGAGAUCGUGCUGUCCUACGUUGUCGCCAUACUCGAAGAUGUUAGCUCGGAUCCGGUCUUCGAUGUCGAAGGUUUCUGCGAGAUGAUGCGCGCCUACUUCCCCGAGUUCGAGUCCAUAAACCACUCGACUAUCUGCCAGUGGAUUUUCGAGCUGGCCGCCAAACUGCAGACCGACGAGCCGCACGAGAGAGAUAUCUCCCUAAUCGAACUGUCGCUACCGGAAAUCCUACCGAAGGCAAAGCCAAGGUUCGCCCCCCCCCCCUCCUCUCACGCUCGGAAAACGUUACGAUUCCGUUGCAGGUAUCAGAUAACGUCAGAAAGCUUCGAUCGGCCGAAGCGCAUCUACCACCUCUCGGAGACGAGCGACGGCUCGACGGACGGCUCGUGCGGCGACUUCCUCGAGGAGGUCGACACGCUCCAGGAGAUGUUCCCAUCCGUGUGUUCCAUUGAGAUAAAGCACUGCGUCGCGAUCGCGUGCGGCGACGUCGAGAGGGCGUCGCAGAUCCUCAUCCAUCGCCAGGAGAACGGACAGUCGGUGAACGCCAACGGCGCCGUCACCCUCCACCUCUCCAAGCAGCCGACGAUCGACGACCAGGAGCUCAAAAAUCGGAUAAUCGAAAGGUACUCGUACAUCGACCGCGAGUCGGACAUAAAGGAGCACAGGCCCGUCGCGCCGAAGGUCGAACCGAAAAAGCUCAUCCGCUAUCGCGACAACAAAAUCGUCAGCCUCAAAGGGGAACGGUACACCGAGGUCAAGAAGGGCGAGGACGUCGAUGAUGUGUCACUAAAGAAACAGAAGAAAGGGCAAAGUCCGUAACCAGAAGUGAUACUCACACUCACCGCUUAUUUUAUUAUUACAAUUGCAAUUUAUUUGUGUAAUACUCGUCUACUUCUCGUCUUGGUCCUCUACGUUUGUAGAUAUUUUAGUUGUAAGAAUCUCAAAAUUCCGAAUUUACCUCUAGUUCCUUGUUUCGUAGUAAAUUAUUUAUUGUGUAGGAGGCUUAGGUUCGCGACCGGGCCCCGGUACGGAGGAAGAAUCGCCAAUUCGCUCACCGUAAUCGGAAAUUUAAUGGACGUUGCGGCGCUCCGAAGAUGUAGCUUUCAGUACGUUAGUGAUCCAAUUAUAAAUGUAUUUAGUAGAAUUUCCUCAAUGUUGGAGUAUUUCGAUGUGAAACAUGUAGUUAUAAAUACACAGUUCAUGAACUAGCCAUAAGGGGGCAAGUGUUGAGCGAAUCUUGUCUGCUUUAACACGAGGGCGUGUCUCACUCAAAAUUGCGUACACGCCUUCGUCGUGCUCAAAGCACACAGUGACUGCGACUUGACGACUUGCUCCAGUAGAUGUCAUGCCGUUACAAGUAUUACUAUAUAUAUAGAGUUUUUAAGACUAGUCAAGCUUUAUGUUUAACGUUCUCCCUCCCCGUUACAUUAACGUAAUGUAACCAAGCAGUGACGUUCUUCGUACUGACCAAAAUGUGGGCACCAAUUUCACUGCUUUUAUUUUGUUUAAACUGAAGUCCGACGGAGUGUGCAAGUUUGUUCACUUUUAUUUAACUGUGAUUGAGUUUCGAAUCGGCACAAUACGAAUUGUAUAUUAUUUAAGAUUCUCCACGUGUUACAAAUUUAGAGUUUUCGUUUCGUUCGUAUUUUUUCUAUUGUGAGUUAUCGAUGAAGAAAGUUUCAGUUCAAAUCUCAUUAAAUAUAUGCUAAUCGA
This is a messenger RNA of Photinus pyralis (common eastern firefly), 1980 nucleotides long. Its product is annotated as CUE domain-containing protein 2-A. Bases 172 to 1086 code for a protein of 304 amino acids. NCBI's taxonomy places the organism in Eukaryota, Metazoa, Arthropoda, Insecta, Coleoptera, Lampyridae. The record is from RefSeq and is a predicted model, not a curated record. Gene Ontology annotation, molecular function: ubiquitin binding. The transcript has 4 exons.